AUGUCGUCGGCUGCGCAAGAAGACAAAGAAGAACGCGACAAGCUGCCAGAGCCAACCGCCGACCCAGCACCCGAUGGCGGCUUAACUGCAUGGCUCCAAGUAUUCGGGUCUUUUUGGGCAUGGUUCAACACGUUCGGCCUCACGAAUGCCUUUGGCGAAUUCCAGACGUACUACUCACAGACACGGUUUUCAGGCGAGUCUCCUGCGCUGAUAUCACUGAUUGGUUCUAUUCAACCUUUCGUCCUCAUCCUUUUCGGCUUCCUUGCUGGGCCUCUGUGGGAUGCAGGCUACUGUCGGACGCUCGUCAUCGCCGGGACUGCCAUAACUGCCUUUGGGUACUUCAUGGUCAGUAUUUGUGAUGCAUACUGGCAGGUUAUGCUCGCACAGGGUGUCUUGAUCGGCUUCGGUUCUGCCUUCUUGUAUCUGCCUGCGAUCGCCGUCAUCCCGCAGUACUUCAACCGUCGCAAAGCGUUGGCGAAUGGCAUCGCUGCCAGCGGGGGUGCAUUCGGGGGGGUCAUUUAUCCGAUUGUAUUCCGAAAUCUUCUGCGAAACCUGUCUUUCGGGUGGUCUGUACGUGUCCUGGCUUUCAUCGUCAUUGGGACUGGUAUUAUUCCUGUCUUGAUCAUCCGAGCUCGCAUUCGACCAACGACGAGACGUCCCCCCAAGCUCGAUGUCAAGCCUUUCAUCACCGAGCCCGCAUACGGACUCUAUACUCUAGCCCUCUUCUUCUGCCUCGCCGCGCAGUACACGCCUAUCUUCUUUAUCCAGGACUAUGGAAAAGCAAAAAAGAUCAUGUCCGAGAGCCUUGCCGCAUACCUCCUUCCUAUUCUCAAUGCCUGGUCAAUCCUCGGUCGUAUCGCUCCGAACAUCGUGGCCGAUCGUACGGGAGGCAUCAACGUCCUUGUCCCUUGCAUGGCAGUCGCCACUAUUCUCACCUUCUCCUGGAUCGGCAUUACUAGUACGGCUGGCUGCAUCGUCUUUGUUAGCCUUUAUGGUUUCUUCAUUGGCUGCAUCCUAUCCAUGCCCGCCUUUGUCAUCUCCUCACUGUGUCCUGACCCGAAGGUGGCGGGCACACGAAUGGGGAAUGCUUUUGCGGUUUCAAGCUUCGGCUUGCUGCUGGGUCCGCCAGUGGCGGCGGCGAUUGUACAGAGUGGAAGCUGGCUAGGAACUCAGCUCUUCGCUGGGAGCCUGCUGGUUCUAGCAACAAGUGCAUUACUGGUUGUGAGGGUGCAUGUUGCGGGUUGGACGCUGCAUCGCAAGGUCUGA
This is a messenger RNA of Cyphellophora europaea CBS 101466, 1266 nucleotides long. RefSeq lists its product as uncharacterized. The coding region runs from base 1 to 1266 and encodes 421 amino acids. Gene Ontology annotation, cellular component: fungal-type vacuole membrane. The transcript has a single exon. The record is from RefSeq and is a predicted model, not a curated record. Gene Ontology annotation, molecular function: transmembrane transporter activity. Lineage: Eukaryota; Fungi; Ascomycota; Eurotiomycetes; Chaetothyriales; Cyphellophoraceae. Gene Ontology annotation, biological process: transmembrane transport.